This is a messenger RNA of Helobdella robusta, 1319 nucleotides long. RefSeq lists its product as hypothetical. Lineage: Eukaryota; Metazoa; Annelida; Clitellata; Rhynchobdellida; Glossiphoniidae. Bases 66 to 1319 code for a protein of 417 amino acids. The transcript has 5 exons. Gene Ontology annotation, biological process: regulation of mRNA splicing, via spliceosome. The record is from RefSeq and is a predicted model, not a curated record. Gene Ontology annotation, cellular component: nucleus. Gene Ontology annotation, molecular function: mRNA binding.
AAAAUAAUAGUAAUAUUAUGGUGGUAUAACAUCAUAAACAUUAUUUAUGCAUGUAAAAUCAUUCAAUGUAUGUAAAAUCAUUCAGAAUGGAUACGAACAAGAUCGAUAGCGACAUCAACAACAACAUUAACAACAACAUCAACAACAACAACAUUACAAACAACAACAACAAGAAUAACAAUAAUUUAAAUCACAUUAACAACAACGACGCCAACAACAUUAGCGAACAUUGCUACGUGAAUGACGGAGACCACAACAUUAAUAAUAAUAAUAAUAAUAAUAAUAACAACAAUAAUAUUAUAAAUAAUUAUAACGACAAUAUUAACAACGUUAACAACAACAACAACAAAAGUCAUUCAACUCCAGACAACAUUAACGACAGCGUUACUAAUAGUUACAUUCCUACUGACGAUCGUGACAGCAAUAAUGUCACGCACAACAACAACAAAUAUAGCAUCAACAACCACAACAACAUCAUCAAUACCAAUAACAAAGAUAGCAAGACAUGCAAAGACAACAAAACAUGCAGAGAUAACAACAUCAAAGAUUAUAAAACAUGCAAAGAUAACCACAAGAGCAAAGAUAGUAAAACAUGCAAAGAUAACAAAACGUACAACAAUAUAUCGCCCGAUUAUUUAGCGCAGCUUUUAAGUGACCGGAAGAAACUUCAGACAUUCAGUGGUCUGUUUAUACAUCUGGACAAGUUACUGGACAACGAGAUAAUAAAAAUUCGCGCCAAUUUGUUCCACUUACCGGUACCGACGAGUACCGACAGCGAUGGAAAACUUCCAGAACCGAUAGGAGAAACCGUGUCGGUAUCCGAAAAAGUAUUGAUACCGGUACACAAGUACCCCGAUUACAACUUCGUUGGUCGGUUAUUAGGACCACGUGGUAGAACGGCCAAACAGUUCGAGACGGACAUGGAGUGUAAGAUUAUGAUCCGGGGGAGAGGGUCUUUGAGAGAUGUUGCGAAGGUGGACAUCAAAAAGUUGAAAACCAACCAAGAAUUCAUGAACGAGGACUUGCACGUGUUGGUGACAGUCGAAGAUACGGAGAACAGGGUUCACAUCAAGUUGAGAAGGGCCGUCGAAGCUAUUGAAAGAUUUUUUAUUCCGGCUCCUGAGGGUGAAGAUUGCCUAAAGAAGAAACAGCUGAUGGAGUUGGCCAUCAUCAACGGGACGUACAGAGAAACAAAAUCAUCAUCAUCACCACCGUCAUCAUUAUCAUCACCAUCAUUACUAUCAUCAUCGUCGUCGUCACAGUUUUUGUUAUCGUCGCUACCGCCACAAGGUCUAGCGACACAAUUUAUAAGUAGGUGA